AUGCAGGAUCAAUUUCUACAACAUUUGUGGCAGGUUGCCCAAGGAAAAUGGGAGUCCGGUGUGCUCCCUAGUGCGGAGAAUUUAGCCCGCGCCCGCUCGUCGAUUCCCACCACAUUACCCGACAUCGGCUCCAGCCUGGAAUCCGUUCAACGACAUCUUGUGGAGGACAUUGUCCCCGCAUUUAAUGGUGGCAGUAUCAGUCCAAACUAUUAUGGCUUCAUCACCGGUGGAGCGACGCCGGCGGCGUUGUUUGCAGACAACAUCGUGUCGGCCUACGAUCAGAACGUACAAGUACACCUUCCCAACCACUCAAUCGUCACCGACGUCGAGUAUCAUGCCCUAGGAUUGCUUGCCGACCUGUUCAAUUUGCCCCGUGAUCAAUGGCACAAUGGAACCUUUACCACUGGAGCCACUGCGAGUAAUAUUCUUGGUCUAGCCUGUGGGCGUGAAUUCAUUCUCCAGAAAGCCGCUGAGAGAAAUGGAAGCGAACUGACCAGUGUCGGUGAACAUGGCUUAUUCGAGGUGCUACAGGCGCUGAACCUCUCCGGUGUUCAAGUUCUGUCGACACUACCGCAUUCCUCUGUGGUCAAGGCAGCUGGUGUUUUAGGAAUCGGCCGCGCCAACGUUCGCAAUAUCUGCCGUGCUGAUGAUCCGCUCCAAUUUGACAUAGUACAGCUCGAGAAGGAGCUGGCCAGAACGGACAAAGUCAGUAUCGUGGCCAUCUCGUGCGGUGAGGUUAAUACUGGCCGAUUUGCGACAUCUGGAAUGGAGCAACUGGGUCAGAUCCGUCAAUUGUGUGACAAGUACGGGGCUUGGCUGCAUGCUGACGGUGCAUUUGGCAUAUUCGCUCGAGUGUUGGAUGAUAGCGAAGAGUUUUCAAACAUCAAAAAGGGCUGCGAUGGGAUUGAGUUGGUGGAUUCAAUCACCGGUGACGGGCACAAGCUGCUCAAUGUGCCCUAUGACUGCGGUUUCUUCUUUACCCGUCAUCCAGGCUUGGCCGCUCAAGUCUUCCAGAAUGCAAAUGCUGCCUACCUGAGUGGAGGACCGGUUGAUGGCCCCCCUAUUCCCUCUCCGUUGAAUAUCGGACUUGAGAAUUCCAGGCGAUUCCGGGCGUUGCCAGCAUACGCCUCUUUGUUGUCUUAUGGGAGACUGGGAUACCGAGAGAUGCUUGAGCGUCAGAUCCGUCUUGCUCGGGGUGUCUACGAGUGGAUCUUUGAUCAUCCUGCGUACACACCCUUACCAGAGGCACAUUCCAAAGCUGAGCUUGUAGACCAGACGUUCAUGAGUGUAUUGUUCCGUGCCAAGGAGGAUGCUUUGAAUCGGGAACUCUCAGCGAAGAUUAAUGAGACUUCUCGAAUGUUUGUGUCGGGAACUAGCUGGAAGGGCGAAACAGCUACUCGAAUUGCUAUUUCUAAUUGGCGAGCUGACGUCGAACGGGAUUUGGCCUUGAUCACGGGGGUGUUGACUCAAGUGGCCCAGAAAUGA
Molecule: messenger RNA, 1485 nt
Organism: Penicillium verhagenii
Lineage: Eukaryota; Fungi; Ascomycota; Eurotiomycetes; Eurotiales; Aspergillaceae
Product: pyridoxal phosphate-dependent decarboxylase family protein
Exons: 1
Coding region: 1-1485 (494 amino acids)
Biological process (GO): carboxylic acid metabolic process
Molecular function (GO): pyridoxal phosphate binding; carbon-carbon lyase activity
Source: RefSeq, a predicted model, not a curated record